AUGGCCAGGAGAGCCUCCGCUUCCCCGUCCCCUUCCCCGCUGGACGACCUGGACCUGAGCGGCGAGGAGGUGCGGCGCCUCACGUCGGCCUUCCGGGACCCCGAGUUCAGGCGCCUGUUCUCCGAGUACAGCCGGGAGCUCACGGACCCGGAGAACCGGCGGCGCUACGAGGCGGAGAUCGCGGCCCUGGAGCGCGAGCGCGGGGUGCAGGUGCGAUUCGUGCACCCGCAGCCGGGCCACGCGCUGCGCACCAGCCUGGACGGGGCGCGGCGCUGCUUCGUCAACGUGUGCAGCAACGCGCUGGUGGGCGAGCCCCGCGGCCGGCCGGGCUCGGGGGGCAGCCGGUGGUCCCUGCCCUACAGCCUGGCCCCGGGCCGCGAGUACGCGGGGGGCGGCGGCGCGCGCUACACCGUCUACGACGUGGUCUUCCACCCCGACGCGCUCGAGCUGGCCCGGCGGCACGACGGCUUCCUCCGGAUGCUGGACGCCACGGCGCUGGACGCGGUGGAGCGGCAGUUCCAGGUCCGGCUGGACCGCAGGAACGUCAAGACCCUGAAGGGCACCAAGUACAAGGGCACCCCGGAGGCGGCCGUGCUGCGCUCGCCCCUGCCCGGCGGCGCCCCGGCCCGGCCCGAGGAGGAGCCCGGGAGUCCGCUCCUGCAGUUCCCAUACCCCUAUCCCGAGAUCGCCGCCCGGAGCUCCGCGGAGGCGGCGGCUCCGGAGCCCCGUGCACACUUCUCCGGGUCGGCCCCGGCGCCCACCGAGCCCCGCUACGAGGUGGUGCAGCGUCACCACGUGGACCUCCAGGACUACCGCUGCUCCCGGGAUUCGGCCCCGAGCCCCGUGCCCCAGGAGCUGGUGGUGACCAUCGAGCUGCCGCUGCUUCGCUCGGCCGAGCAGGCGGCCCUGGAAGUGACGGGCAAGCUGCUGAGCCUCGACUCGAGGAGACCCGACUACCGGCUGCGGCUCAAGCUCCCCUACCCGGUGGACGACAGCCGCGGUCGAGCGCAGUUCAAUAAAGCCCGGCGGCAGCUCAUCAUCACCCUACCGGUGGCGGCGGAAGCCGCGCGACUGGUAUCCACUUUGGAGCCGGAAAAAGAACCCGCCGGAAGUGACGGAGCGGAGGCAGGAAAUGACGUAACAGACAACGCGCCCGCCGGUAACGAAGAGAUGCGCGAGGCCGGAAGUCUCGCGAGAGGAGACUCGAGUCCCGCCGCCGCCGCCUUGGAGACCGACGAAGCGUUCGUUUCCCCUUCGGGGAGUCCGGUAGCGGCAGCGCCGCCCGAAGCUGGGGUUUUCCGGUGCUUUUCAUCCGGGGAGCCUACCGGAGGCAUGUGCGGAGGUCUGGCUUCGGAGGCGCGCGCGGCCCCGUUGGAUGGAGCCAUGGGCGGCCCCGGGGCUGGCAGUGGGGAGGAGGCUUUGUGCCCGCCUCUGCACUGUGCUCAGGAUGCGGAGACCCUGACCCUGCUCGUGCGCGUGCCCCGCAUCCGGCCGCAGAGUCUCCAGGGCAACCUGAGCCCGCUCUGCUACCGGGUCCGCUUCUCCACGGAAGACGCCUCCGCGCCCUACGCCUUCUCGCUGCAGUUUGCCCCGGAGAACCGGUUGAGCCCCCGGGAGCCCGUCGUGGACGUCUCUCCGAACAACGCGGUGAUCGGAUUAGCCAAGUCUCCGGGGAGCUACGGGCUCUGGAGAGAGUGGUACUGCGGUGUAGACGACGAUUCUCUGCAGGAAAGGCUGUUUAUUAAUGAAGACAAUGUUGAUGUGUUUCUUGAAGAAGUCACGAGCACUCCAUCUAAACAGACCAAACUUCUAACCCCACCAUUAAUUGAAGUUCUUCAGAUUACUGAUAGCAAAAUUCAAAUUCAUGCAGAGUUCCAAGAAAAUAGUAACUCUGAUCUGCUUCAUGAAAAAGAAGAAAGAGUCAGUGAAGGAAGUCAUCUGACAGAAAAAGAAAAUAUAACUUCUACUACCUCAAAAAGUGAUUCUGAUUCAUCCUCUGCUGUUAAAGCACCAGAAACAGAAGAUUGUAGUUCAGUUGUAUGCUUGCAACAAGAGUCUACUAAUGGUUCUCAAAUACCCUCAGGAAAGUCUCAGCAGCCUCAAUCAGAAAUGAAGCCUGAAUAUAUACAAGAAGUAUGUACUAUUUGCUCAGAGGAGGAUAAAGAUAGUUUGAAAGAAACAGAAGUAACCGAAGAGAAAAACUUAGAUGGAGAUCAACCACCUUCAACACCCAAUAAAACUAGAGUUCUCAAUGUAGCUGGUUCUGAAACCAUUAAAGAAACCAAUCUUCAGGACGGUAGUGUGCAAAUUAUUAAGGAUCAUGUGACUAAUUGCGCAUUCAGUUUUCAGAAUUCUCUGCUAUAUGACUUGGAUUAAUUCUAUAUGUGUCUAGAAGGCAAAUGCUAAGAACACGACAUUUUUGGGACUUAAAACAGAUUAUUUCUGCUAAAGAUUCUUUAAUUGAGGUGUGCAAGAAAGUAUAAAAUUUUAACAUUUGGAGGCUGCAGAGACUACAGCUGCUAAGGCUCUUGCCUU
Suncus etruscus (white-toothed pygmy shrew) is the source of this 2535-nucleotide messenger RNA. RefSeq names its product dynein axonemal assembly factor 2 (gene DNAAF2). Lineage: Eukaryota; Metazoa; Chordata; Mammalia; Eulipotyphla; Soricidae. Bases 1 to 2376 code for a protein of 791 amino acids. The transcript is spliced from 3 exons. Gene Ontology annotation, biological process: axonemal dynein complex assembly. The record is from RefSeq and is a predicted model, not a curated record. Gene Ontology annotation, cellular component: cytoplasm.